AUGGUAGAGCUGGAAAGCAAGAUAGCGGGGGGAGCAGACGACACGUCCAAGGCAAAGCCAGCGUUCACCACCGAGGCAGGCACUCAAAGAGUACCGGCGUACAUCUCACCUCAUCCCGAACUUGUCCUCGACUGUGACAUUGUCGUCCUUGCAGUGAUUAUUGCUUUCCUCUACCUCCUUUACUUACGGUUGUCCUCCGCUGUUGUCAUCUUCAUCUAUUUUAGUAUUGCUGACGCCGUUCGGUCAACCUCAACUUCGCUGGCAUUCGACCGUACCUGUUUCUGCUGCCCUCAACUACUGCGUCCAUUUGCUGGGCAAAAUCUCGCCGCUCUUACACCUGUUUUGAUCGGCGGUCAGUAUAAUGCUCCUCCCUCUUCGGCACCAGCCCGUGUCUACGUGGAUGCUUCAAUCUCCCUCAACCUUGCUGGUGCCCUCAUCGCCACGCUCAAUGACAAAAAAAGUCGCCCGCCGCCCGCGAGGCCGCCGCUAAGGUUAUUGCGACUUCUCACCUUGUCCGGCGUCAUCCGCACUCGAGCUGCACUUUGUCGACAUGUGCGUGUAUACCGCCCUGUUCAAGGUGUUUGCGGACAAGAUGCUGCGGUCCGGACCACGGCCGUCAAAGCCAUGCACCUGUUCACCGAGAAGACGGAGCCCUUGGGGACUGCAAUGAUCCUUUCUGCCCUGCCUCACGAGAUCAAUACCGCCGGAUUCUGGCAGAUCAAUAUGGUCUCGCUCGCCGCUGUGAACCAGCACGUUGCCGGCACCCCGGUUCACAUCGGCCGUCUGACGCCCGAGAUCGUCCCAGUCCUCUUCGAGGUGAUUUAG
Punctularia strigosozonata HHB-11173 SS5 is the source of this 825-nucleotide messenger RNA. RefSeq lists its product as uncharacterized. The record is from RefSeq and is a predicted model, not a curated record. The coding region runs from base 1 to 825 and encodes 274 amino acids. Lineage: Eukaryota; Fungi; Basidiomycota; Agaricomycetes; Corticiales; Punctulariaceae. The transcript has 4 exons.